UUGAUUUUGUUUAGAAAGUUUUAUAUUGUCAAACACGCUACCAAAAUGAUAAGUUUAUUGGUGUUUUGCUCCCUAGUAGUUUUAAAUAUUGCAUUUCCUCACGAAAAUAGAUGUGAUAGUGGAGAAAAAUAUUGGUGUAAAAGUUAUGAAACUGCUUUAGAGUGUGGAGUUUUAGCCUUUUGUCAAAAUAAAAAUCCAGAUUUUCGAGCAAAAAAAAUUACUUUUAGUCCUUUAGGACAAUUGGAAAAUCCAACCAAAAAGUUAGUUUCCGUUGAAAAUGUUGCACCUCCAGUAAAAAUUGAACUUUAUUACGAAAGUUUAUGCCCAGGCUGCAGAGCAUUUAUCUUAGGUCAACUUUUUCCAGUUUUUCAAAAGUUGUUUUCUACAGGGAUAAUUGAUAUUGGACUUUAUCCAUAUGGUAAUGCAGUUGAAAGUCAAGAAGGAGAUAAAUGGGUAUUUCAAUGUCAACACGGUGAAGCAGAAUGUCAAAACAAUCUUAUAGAAGCUUGUGUUCUUCACAUGCUAAGUCAUCCUUCUCAGUUUAUGCCCUUUAUUUACUGCUUAGAACAAAAUCCAAGUUUAAGCAAUGCUAUGACAUGUGCUUCAAAGCUUAAAAUUGAGUGGGCUCCGAUAUCGAAUUGCUAUAAUGGAACACAAGGAAAUCAUCUCAUGCAUGAAUUAGCUCUAGAAACAAAUGCUUUGAAUCCGCCACAUCAAUUUGUUCCAUGGAUUGUUGCAAAUGGACAACACACUGAAGAAAUUCAAAGUAGUGCACAGUCAGAUUUGUUGCAGUUUGUUUGCCAAACUUACACUGGUGUAAAACCUGAUGUUUGUCAAUCAACAUCACAAAAACGUUGUUAUAAAAAUUAGACCAAAUCAAAUACUCAUUCACUUUCUAAUUUUUAAGAAUAUAUAUAUAUAUAUGCUUACAAUUUGAUUUUGUACUAUUUAUUUUGUGUUAAUUGAAUACUGUUAAAUAAUUUUUUCGCCUAAUAUAAUAUAUUUUAUUGAACUUUUUAUUGAUUUUGUUCUUGAUCAAAAAAGUUUUAUUCUAUAGUGAAUUGGCAUUACCUAAGCUGUUAUUUUUAUUGUUAUUUACAUGCUGUUGUUUUUUAUAAGUGGCUGCUUGUGUGUGUGUGUGUGUGUGUGUGUGUGUGUGUGUGUGUGUGUGUGUGUGUGUGUGUGUGUGUGUGCAUUUUAAAUUAAUUUUCAUUAAGAAAACCUUAUCGAAAUAAAAGAUUUUUGAUUAACUUUUUUUGAUAUGCUUUUGAUGGCUAAUUUGUGGCUAAAUGUUUUAGCCAUGGCCUUGACUUUUCUGCCUUUUAACAUGUCUUUAAAAUUUUAAGUAUGGACGUUUUUAACAAAACAUUUUGCAAAUGAACUUGCAUAUUUUUUUAUUAAAACAAAAAUUAAACCCUUUAAUAGUUAAAUGGUUAAUUAUUCAUUGUCCUCCUCGGUCUUAUUUUCUUCUUUGAAAUUUGAAUUUUAUGAAGAUUUAUUAUAUGUAGCAAACAAAGACUUGGUCUUUUGUCAAUAAAAGAUAACUUGUCAAUUA
Hydra vulgaris (swiftwater hydra) is the source of this 1555-nucleotide messenger RNA. Lineage: Eukaryota; Metazoa; Cnidaria; Hydrozoa; Anthoathecata; Hydridae. The record is from RefSeq and is a predicted model, not a curated record.